AUGGAAAAGGUCUUCACGAGGUCGAGAAGUGGAAACACUCUGCGACAAUCACUACUACCACUACUACCACUACCACCACCACUACCACUACAACGACAGCCUCGCCACGGCCACUCGUCUUCUGGGAUCAAGAGGACAUUUUCGACCUCGAGGACACAUCAUGCAGAUUUUACUCACGCUAUCAUCGGAGGUGGCGUGGUAGGUCUUGCGGUCGCUCGUCAACUGGCCAGACGGACCGGGACGAGUACGAUAUUGAUCGAGAGGCAUGGUUCGGUAGGGACCGAAACCAGUAGUAGGAAUUCAGAGGUGAUUCACGCGGGCAUCUACUACGGCCCUUCGAGUCUAAAGACCAAGCUCUGCAUCCGAGGGAAAAAUCUUCUCUACGACCUCUGCGAGAGCAAAUCCAUCCCUUACCGGCGCACGAAAAAGUGGAUCCUCGCACAGGACGAACGACAGAUGCGACACCUAGAGGACCUCCACACCUUUACCAGAUCGAUCGACGUCCCUACAAAUUUCCUGUCGCGUCGGGAGAUUCAAGAGCGAGAACCCGACGUGCGCGCCGAAGCGGGUGUCCUCGAAUCCCCGACAACAGGAAUCGUAGACUCUCACGCUCUCAUGUCGUAUUUGGAAGGUGACCUGGACGACCUAGGUGGGGAUCAGGUCUUGCACACCAUCGUGACCGGCAUUGAACCGGUCCGUACCGGUACCGGCAACGACGGCAGUAGUACAAUAGGAUCUUAUGAGAUCCGCACACGCAGCCGUGACGGAGCGGGAGGUGAAGAUACCAUCACGGCCGAAUGUUUGAUCAACGCGGCAGGUUUGGGUGCGAUGAACAUAAACAACAUGGUCCUCCCGCCUGACCGACACAGGACGGCCUUCUUCGCAAAGGGCACUUAUUUUUCCUACGCCGCGUCCAGACCAAAAGUCAAGACUCUGUUGUACCCCGCCCCGACCCCGGGUCUGGGAGGGUUGGGCACCCACUUGACCCUCGACAUGGGCGGCCGAGCCAGGUUCGGCCCCGACGUCGAGUGGGUGGACGACCCUACUGACCUGACCCCGAACCCUGCGCGGCUCGGGGACGCCAUCAAGGUCAUCCGAACCUAUCUGCCCGGCGUCGACGUCGGAGCCAUCGACCUCGACUAUUGCGGCGUCAGGCCGAAACUGAGCAGGGGAAGUAGCGGCACGUUCGGUGUCGACGGCAAAGGGUUCGAGGAUUUCAUCGUCCGUGAAGAAGAAGGGUUCCCCGGGUUCGUGAACCUGUUGGGCAUCGAGAGUCCCGGGCUGACCAGCUCCUUGGCCAUCGCCGAACGCGUCGAGGACAUCUUGUACGGUGAAAAGGCAAAGGUAUGA
This is a messenger RNA of Exophiala oligosperma, 1350 nucleotides long. RefSeq lists its product as uncharacterized. The record is from RefSeq and is a predicted model, not a curated record. Lineage: Eukaryota; Fungi; Ascomycota; Eurotiomycetes; Chaetothyriales; Herpotrichiellaceae. Bases 1 to 1350 code for a protein of 449 amino acids. Gene Ontology annotation, cellular component: mitochondrion. The transcript has 3 exons. Gene Ontology annotation, molecular function: (S)-2-hydroxyglutarate dehydrogenase activity; (S)-2-hydroxy-acid oxidase activity.